UUCAAGAUUCAGUUCACAACACUUAUAGUACACUCUGUAUUAACAUGAUGCCUGCUAAUGGAGAGAUCUUUCUAGUUACAGGAGGCAACGGAUUUCUUGGUCAAGAAAUCAUAAAACUUCUGAUUGAAGAAAAUCUCUCAGAAAUCAGGAUAUUGGAUAAAGUGAUAGAACAGGCAUUUGUAGAAGAUUUGCAAGCAUUGACUGGAGGUCGAAUUAAGGUGACAGCUUUUAUAGGAGAUGUGAGAGAUAAAGAGGUCCUGCAAACAGCCUGCGAAGGAGUGACCUGUGUUAUUCACACUGCUUCUGUGAUUGACGUCUGGGGUUACAUCAGCAAUGAAGAGCUAGAAGCCAUCAAUGUUAAAGUGCAAAGACUGAAAACAGCCAGCUUAUGUUGUACAAGAGGAACAGAGCACUUAAAAAUUAUGGAAAUCAGAAACACAGCAAGAGAAAAUAUUCAGCAAAUUGAAUUAAUCAUUAAAAAGAAGGAACACCAAUAUUGUAAUUCUGAAGAUUUCCAAAAUGAUUUAUAUUUCUCUGUAACCAUCAAAAUCAAAUUUAUGUAGCACAGCAUAAUGAAUAUUCUGAAUGCAAUUAAAAUGAUUACAUUUCCUCAUAAUUUUCAGUUAACUGUGACUUUUACACUUUAAUCACAUUUGGAUUUUAAUUCAUAGUGCAAUGAAAAUCUUAUAAUGAUAGGUCGAAUUGAAUUAACAUUAUACUUUUCGCUUUUCUUUUAACUGCACAAAAAGAAUUGACCUUUGUAUUUGUUAGGUUUACAGAGUUUUUUAGAAAUAGCCCAUAAAAGAAAUGAAACACGGGGGACCAGGCAUCAGGACCAGAUGAGAUGGGCAUUUUACCCCACAAGGAUAGAAGGCACCUUUCGAGAACAAUUAAGGAUGAGCAAUAAAUGCUGGCUGAGGCAGUGACAUGCACAUUCUAUGAACAAAUAAAAAGGCCAUAAGGUGUAGAAGGAGAAGUAGGCAUUUUGACCCAUUGAGUCUGCUCUGCCUUUUGAUGAGAUCAUGUCCAAUCUUAUAAUCCUCAGCUUCACUUUCCCUCCUUGUCCCCCGUAGCCCUUGGGAAAAAAAAAGUGCUCAUUCUUUCUAUGGCUUGACGAAACUUUUUAAAAAAUUAAAUAACGUUACCAUAUUAACUCUCAACCUUUGCCAGCCAGGGAUUCUGAGUUUUCUCCAAAUGUUAACCACUUUGAAAAUGACCACAAAUGAAGAAGGGCUCAUGCCCGAAACGUCGAUUCUCCUGCUCCUUGGAUGCUGCCUGACCUGCUGCGCUUUUCCAGGAACACAUUUUCGGCUCUGAUCUCCAGCAUCUGCAGUCCUCACUUUCUUUACAAAUAAUCACUGCCUGGAAGCAAUAAAAUACAUACAAAACCUAUCCAAAGUCUUCUGGUUUUGUGCCCUGUUUUAUUAAGCAUUUGCAUUGUUGUCUGAAGCUGAGACAGUUUUGGUGCUUCUCCCUGCGGACCGAGUCUUACUAGUGAGACUGAGCUUCAUCAAUGGAAUGUAGGAGCCAAUUAAUUAGGUUUAGUUUUGCUUUUAUUCAUUUUAUUUUACAAUACAGCAAGUUAUAAAAAUAAUCAUAAAAGUAUAUGCAAUCAGUUAGAAUUUACUCAUUGAUGUUUUAAAAUCAUUGGAAUUUACUUAUGGUUUCUCAGUGCAAUUGAUGCUGCAGAAACAUUACCAAAAUAAAUUUCAUGUAAAUAUGGGCCCUUGAAUCAUUUUUCUCUUGUGUCCUUUCUUUAAUUUGUAAAUUUCAUAAAUAUCUCAAUAAAUUAUAA
This is a messenger RNA of Chiloscyllium plagiosum (whitespotted bambooshark), 1795 nucleotides long. NCBI's taxonomy places the organism in Eukaryota, Metazoa, Chordata, Chondrichthyes, Orectolobiformes, Hemiscylliidae. The record is from RefSeq and is a predicted model, not a curated record.